Ilyonectria robusta is the source of this 1029-nucleotide messenger RNA. RefSeq lists its product as uncharacterized. Gene Ontology annotation, molecular function: peptide-N4-(N-acetyl-beta-glucosaminyl)asparagine amidase activity; carbohydrate binding. The transcript is spliced from 4 exons. Gene Ontology annotation, biological process: protein deglycosylation; protein quality control for misfolded or incompletely synthesized proteins; glycoprotein catabolic process. Bases 1 to 1029 code for a protein of 342 amino acids. The record is from RefSeq and is a predicted model, not a curated record. Gene Ontology annotation, cellular component: nucleus; cytosol. NCBI's taxonomy places the organism in Eukaryota, Fungi, Ascomycota, Sordariomycetes, Hypocreales, Nectriaceae.
AUGAGGAGCAAGCCUCGAUAUCUUUUGGCUAGCCUAGCAGCUCUUGUCCAACUAGCCCGAGUAGUUGAGGGCAAAGACCUAACAUCCUACGUCAACCCAUUCCUAGGCACUGAAGGCCCAACCCCGGGAUCGGCAUAUCAAGGCAGAAAUGUCUUUCCGGGAGCUACACUUCCAUUUGGGGCAGUCAAAGUCGGCAUUGACACGACUAGGUGGGACACAAGGUAUCAAGCUAACGCAGGCUACACCCCGGAGGGCAACGUCACCGCCAUCACGAUACUGCACGUGAGCGGAACAGGAGGUGCUCCGACGUAUGGUUUGAUCCCUCAGAUGCCCCUCACAUCAAUUGAGGGUGUCAAUGUGCUCGACAACUUGACCUAUAUGCAACAGAGGAAUGGCAUUACGGCCGAGAUGAGUGCCAGUCAGCAUGUCGGGAUUAUGAAAUACCAAUUCCCGGACAACGAGGACCGGAACGUACUCGUUGAUAUCAGCCACUAUCUCCCCACGCGGGGAAAGGAGACGCAAUGGUACAGCAACGGAGAGUUGGAGCGCAGCCCAGACGGAACUUGGUACAGCGGUUACGGCAUCUACAGAGAAGGCUGGGCUCUCGGCGGUGAUUUCAAGAUUUACUUUUGUGGGCGAUUCAAUGCUGCUCACUCUAAUGUCCAGCUCUUUUCUGGCAUGUAUACAGAUCCGUACUGGCCAAACACCACAAAUGUCAAGCCAGAGUCCACCGAGAAUGAGUGGAUAAAAGGUGGUGUUUACGGAUGCCAAUACGCUGACAGAAUUGGAGGCUCCAACUCGGACAAUAUACUCGCAGACGCCUACGUCACGAACCUUGAUCAAGACAGCGGCUACAACGCCAUGCGAACCAAUGCCGAGCUGCAACCGUACAACAACUUUGACUUCAAUGACCCAACAGGGAGUACAAAGGAGGGAAGGGGUGCACUAGAUGACUGGAAGAAAUACGGUCACGUCAGUACAAAUUUUUCAUCACCAUCUUGUUUAAUGGACAUAAAAUUUCCAGGGUAA